Molecule: messenger RNA, 387 nt
Organism: Plasmopara halstedii
Lineage: Eukaryota; Oomycota; Peronosporomycetes; Peronosporales; Peronosporaceae
Product: CRN-like protein
Exons: 1
Coding region: 1-387 (128 amino acids)
Source: RefSeq, a predicted model, not a curated record
AUGUUCUUCAAGUUGCCUGCCAAAUGCAAUGAAGUCGUUGACUUGUGUGGUCGUUGGAGGCGGGAACGUCUUCGGGGUGAUAUAAACGACAGUCAAAAAGUAUGGGAGCUGAAGAAGAUUAUUAAAGAUGCGAAGAUGUACAGCUUUCCUUCGGACCAAUUAACGUUGUACGUCGCGAAGAAGAGCGGCAGCUGGCUUAAGACGGACGAUCCUGAUGUGACGAUGUUGGAGAAUGAUGACGUUCCCAUAGGAAUCAUCAAUAAGAAGGAAAACAAAAUGGAUCCAAGUUAUCGUGUACGCAACACAGUUUUCGGUUUGCCCAAUGAAGACGCCGCUGCAGAUGGUGAAAAACCACGUGCUAGUGAAAGUACCAGAAGCUACGGUUGA